Molecule: messenger RNA, 2686 nt
Organism: Danio aesculapii
Lineage: Eukaryota; Metazoa; Chordata; Actinopteri; Cypriniformes; Danionidae
Gene: adcyap1r1b
Product: adenylate cyclase activating polypeptide 1b (pituitary) receptor type I
Exons: 14
Coding region: 478-1815 (445 amino acids)
Biological process (GO): cell surface receptor signaling pathway; adenylate cyclase-modulating G protein-coupled receptor signaling pathway
Cellular component (GO): neuron projection; plasma membrane
Molecular function (GO): G protein-coupled peptide receptor activity; peptide hormone binding; vasoactive intestinal polypeptide receptor activity
Source: RefSeq, a predicted model, not a curated record
UAACCGCUUGGCAGCGGAGUGUUUCAACACAAUAUCGAGAAUAGCGAGUUACAUCCAGACAUCCCUCACCUCAGACCUUGGCGUUUCUCUCUGUGUAUCUGCGCUUCUUUUUGAUACAUUGCCUUGAUUAGACGUCUAUAAGUGAGGUAACUGUUCCCUCGUUUAUCUCAGAGCCAGAGAGGCUUACACACACACUAGUUGUCCGCAGAAGUUUUUCGGGGCGUCUUGCGGGAAUGUUUGUGCAGCAGCGCGCGCCGCAGCACUUCCACCGCCUGUGACUGACAGCGCGAGACAAUCAGCAUUCUGCAUCGGGUUCAAACGUCCUUUCCAGAGACCUCCAGCCUUCUGGGACAAUCUGAUAAGAAUCCGAAGAACUGCAGCAGUUUUCCCAGUGUACCUGUUUACCAUCCAGCAGUUUGUUGUUCCUCUCUGCUGCUGCUCAUCGGUGGAUAUAAUCGCUUCAGUGCUCCAGACAAAAUGGCUUCCACAGUGAGAAAAUGUCAGCACCUGUUUUUAGCACUCAUCCUUCUUCCUUUGAUCUGCUGCAUGCAUCCAGACUGUGUCAUCCAGUUAGAGAAGGAGAAGUGUAUGGAAAGGAUGGCCCUGGAUGAUCCCAACAGUGAACCGGAAUUAGUCUGUCGAUGGAUGUGGGACAACCUUACCUGCUGGCAGCCUGCAAGACUGGGUCAAGUGGUCUGGAUGCCCUGUCCUGAACUAUUUGAAGUCAUGAAUGAUGAAAAUAAUGAGUUUGGAAAGGUGAGUCGAAACUGCACUGAAUAUGGCUGGUCGGAGAUGAUCCCACACUACGUUGAUGUUUGCCCUUUCAAUGAAAAUGGAACAAAUCCAGACAUGUACUAUGUGUCAGUAAAGGCUCUGUAUACUGUGGGUUACAGCACCUCGCUGGUAUCUCUCACCACUGCCAUGGUCAUCCUCUGCAAGUUCAGGAAGCUACACUGCACCCGAAAUUUCAUUCAUAUGAACCUGUUUGUGUCCUUCAUCCUGAGGGCCAUCUCGGUUUUCAUUAAAGAUGGAAUUUUAUAUGCAGAGGAGGACAGCAACCAUUGCUUUAUACACACUGUGGAGUGUAAAGCGGUGAUGGUAUUUUUUCACUAUUGUGUUCUGUCAAAUUACUUCUGGCUGUUCAUCGAGGGAUUGUACCUCUUUACUUUGCUCGUUGAGACGUUCUUUCCUGAGAAAAGAUACUUCUACUGGUAUACCAUUAUUGGAUGGGGUACUCCAACAAUAUGUGUGACUAUCUGGGCUGUUUUAAGAGCUCAUUUUGACAACAUUGGUUGCUGGGAUAUUAAUGACAAUGCUGCCAUCUGGUGGGUGAUUAAGGGUCCUGUUCUAGCCUCUAUUAUGAUCAACUUUAUACUGUUCAUUGGCAUCAUUAUAAUCUUGGUGCAGAAGCUGCAGUCUCCAGACAUCGGAGGGAACGAGUCCAGCAUUUAUCUGCGUCUGGCUCGCUCCACUCUGCUCCUCAUUCCCCUGUUUGGCAUCCACUACACCGUCUUUGCUUUCACUCCAGAAGAUGUCAGUAAGAGGGAAAGGCUGGUGUUUGAGCUCGGUCUUGGCUCUUUUCAGGGUUUUGUUGUAGCUGUCCUUUACUGCUUCCUCAAUGGAGAGGUGCAGUCCGAAAUCAAGCGAAAGUGGCGCAGCUGGACGGUGAACCGCUACUUCGCAGUGGACAUGAAGCACAGACACCCUUCUCUGGCCAGCAGCGGAGUCAACGGGGGAACACAGCUCUCCAUCCUCAGCAAAAGCAGCUCACAGAUCCGCAUGUCCAGCCUUCAAGCCGAAACACCAGCCACAUGAGCGCUCAGACCCACUAACUGAAGGCCAAACACCUUAGAGCGACAUCCCAUAAUCUACAGUGCGUCAACAACAUACAGGUCCUGUUUCUUCUUCGUUUGAGUCCGUAUCGUGUCGGUUGAAGUUGUAAUAUCUGGCAACCGUCAGCUGUAAUAUCUGGCAACAGCCAAUAGAUGCCAGGAUUUCUCUCUGGGAAAUCUGAGGAGGUCGCAAACGGUGUUCUAUUUUCUGCGGCUGUUGGAUUUGAUAUGAACCGAAAGAAAUUACUUACGAAGGAAACAAAAGACUCCGAAUCUGUAACUGUGAGGUGUUUAGGAUGCAGUUUUAUGUACAUAUAAAAAAAACCCAGUCACGUUUUCUUUUUUCUGUCUAUGAAGAAUUGUGAAGAUUUCGCGUUAGUUAUCGUCAAACAGAAGCAGUUGGUCUGGAUGAAGACAGUACCAAGUGGAAAAAGUCAUUUUUGAAAGGAGAAGAAAUCACAUUUUUGGCCCAAAUGAGCUAAUGAACUGAGUUCCUGUUCCUAACAUGAAUUUAAUAUGUAAAUAGUUUCAUAUAUUGUAACUGUAGGAUGAAGGGAAUGCAGGGAAAAGACAAUGAAGAUGAUCUAGUGGACAAAGUUUGUGAACGCUUCUUGGAUACGUUGAAGUCCUGGGACUUAGGCUACAGUAUUUCCAGAACUGGCAUUUGAAACCUCUUUAAAAGAGUAACUGUUUUUUUGUUUGUUUGGUUGUUUGUUUGUUUUUUACUGAGUGAAUUCCUCUUCUAUUUCUUGUGGUUACAUAUAUAUUUUAAAUAGCCGUCAGUACAGAAAAUGUCAAUUAAAAUAUAACAAUGCAGCAAACAUGUGCCACAUACCACAAUGUUUGGCAUAUAA